AUGUCGCCAACAGCCCCACUCCUCGAGGAACCUCAGGCUUCCGGCUCAACUUCGCCACCCAUGGGUGCAAAAGUAACAGCGACAUUUCAGAUCGGAGGAAUGACAUGCGGUGCGUGCGUCGAAACCAUUGAAAGAAUGAUACGUUCGCAGCCGGGCAUCGAGUCCAUCUCUGUCGCUCUGUUGGCCGAGAAAGCAACUAUCACCUUUGACGAUUCCAUAUGGUCGCUCGACAAGGUGGCUGAGGAGAUCGAGGACACCGGCUUCGAUGCGACCUUCCUCGAGGUCCUCCGCACAGAGCGACCAGAUGCCGGUUUCGCUUCCAAGGAGGCUUCCUCCGACCCCGUACCGCGGCUUGAUACGGUACAACUCAGUGUCUACGGUAUGACAUGUGCGUCUUGCUCUUCCACCAUCGAACGCGAAACAGCCAAAAUCGACGGGAUAAGGUCAAUAUCGGUAUCACUGUCAACCGAGAAAGCGGCGAUCGUCUACGACCCUAGUAAACUUGGUAUUCGUGAUCUGAUCGAACACAUCGAAGACCUCGGCUUCGAUGCGGUCGUAAGUGACGAUCGCAACUCAACACAGCUGGCAUCGCUCGGAAGGAUCAAGGAGAUUGCAGAAUGGCGCUCGGCUUUCCUCUUCUCGCUUUCGAUGGGCCUGCCUGUCUUUUUCCUUUCCAUGGUGCUGCCCAAAUUUUCAGUCACACACGCCAUCCUAUGGUGGCAGCCGAUUUCGGGCUUCUAUCUCCAAGACCUCAUAUGCUUGGCACUCACGAUUCCCGUACAAUUUGGCAUCGGCCUGCGCUUCUACCGCACUUCAUGGAAAGCAAUCAAGCAUGGCAGCGCAACCAUGGACGUCCUCAUCGUCAUCGGUACUACCGCUUCGUGGACGUUCAGCGUCUUUUCCAUGAUCGCAAGACUGUUCUGUGUUGAUGAACUUGCAACUGCGACCAAGGAGGCGGCCUCAAUCGUCGCGCGUAGUUCGGGUAUGAUCGACAUGAUGGUACCAGGCCAGUGCACAAAACCGGCCACAUUCUUCGACACGACCACGAUGCUCUUCACCUUCGUCUCGUUCGGCCGAUUUCUGGAAAACACAGCCAAAGGAAAAACAAGCGAGGCUCUCUCACGCCUCAUCGGCCUCACGCCUACCUCGGCUACCAUCUAUACAGAUGGCGCCGAGGGCAAGAUUGAGAAGAAGGUGGCAUCGGAACUUGUCCAACGUGGCGACUACGUCAAAGUGGUGCCAGGAGAGAGGAUUGUCGCCGACGGUGUCAUUGUGCGUGGCGAGUCGACUGUGGACGAGUCUAUGGUCACUGGCGAAGCUGUUCCUAUCCACAAGCUGAGAGGCAGCAGCGUCAUUGGUGGUACGGUCAACGGCACAGGAACCUUUGACUUUUUAGUCCAGCGCGCCGGAAAAGAUACGAGUCUGGCUCAGAUCGUCAAGCUCGUUGACGAGGCGCAGACAUCCAAAGCACCCAUCCAAGCAUUUGCGGAUCGAGUCGCAGGCUACUUUGUACCGACAGUGGUGGGCCUUGGAGCACUCACGUUUGUUGCAUGGAUGGUGAUUGCACAUCUGCUUUCGGGCCACAUGCUCCCAUCCAUCUUCAACCAGCAAGGCGUGACCAAGUUCAUGGUCUGUCUCAAGCUCUGCAUCAGCGUCAUCGUUGUUGCAUGUCCGUGCGCGUUGGGUCUCUCGACACCGACAGCAGUCAUGGUCGGUACUGGCGUGGGGGCGCAGAACGGCAUUCUUAUCAAAGGCGGAGGACCGCUCGAAGCUUCAACCACCAUCCGUCGCAUGCUCUUUGACAAGACAGGCACGCUUACGGUUGGAAAGCUCACCUUAAGCCAGGUGAUAUGGCCCAAUGGAGAGGAAGGUGGUCUCGACAACAUCGCCGUUGGCGGUCUUUCGCGUCGUCAAGUGAUUCGCAUCAUCGGUGCUGCUGAAACGCGUUCCGAGCAUCCGCUUGCACGCGCCAUCGCCUCGUGGGCGGCAAGUCAACUCGAGACCGGCAUCACAGCUGUCGACGAGCAAGCAGACAUCGUGAUGUCAGGUACCAGCAUCGAAGCGUUCCAAAGUUUCACGGGUAAAGGCGUUGUCUGUCGGGUACAGCUGGAGGAGACCAUGACGUUGCACGAGGUGCGAAUCGGAACUCCCGAAUUCAUCUUGUCGGAUGAAAAGCACGCUCUCGACCACACCGAAUUCGGGAGCCAAGCAACCGAGGUGCUUUCCCAGCAACAGUCACAGGGGCGAACAGCGGUGCUAGCAAGCGUCGAUGGCACCCUUGCGGCCGUUCUUAGCUUAAGUGACAGGUUGAAACCAGAGGCCAAGCAGACGCUUGGCGCACUUCGGCGCAUGGGCAUCCAGUGCAGCAUGGUGACCGGCGAUGCAUAUGCUACAGCACGUGCUCUGGCCCGCGAGCUAGGUAUGGACGAGCAGAAUGACGUCUAUGCCGAGAUGAGCCCGAUCGACAAGCAGGAGAUCAUCUUGCAGCUUCGAAGAGAAUCGAGAGUUGCGGAUCUUGAAAGUGGUGAAACGUUCUCGCCCUUCCGAGCCAACGGUCGAUCCAAAUCUGGCGGGAUCGCUAUGGUCGGUGACGGUAUCAAUGAUUCUCCUGCGCUGGCAUCUGCUGAUCUCGGGAUUGCACUAGGCACGGGAUCAGACGUGGCGAUCGAAGCAGCCUCGAUCGUACUCAUGCGAUCCAGCUUGCUCGACGUAGCCGCAUCGAUCCACCUAUCGCGCCGCAUCUUCCGACAAAUCAAGCUCAACUUUAUCUGGGCUACCGUCUACAACAUGAUCGGAAUUCCUCUUGCGAUGGGCAUCUUCCUGCCCUGGGGGUUGAGCUUGCAUCCGAUGAUGGCAGGAGCAGCCAUGGCAUUUUCCAGCGUCAGUGUUGUGGCCAGCUCGUUGACGUUGAAAUGGUACAAGCGUCCAGCCGAACUCACUCUGCCUACAGAAGUCGAGACGCCAGAUUCGAUCCAGUUGCAAGAGAUGCUCGCUCGUUCCGAUGCAGGAGCGCUUGAUCGAGUCGUGGCAAAUCUAAAAGAUGUGGGCUAUCAGGUGUUGGGCAAGUUCGAGUCGAUUCUGUCCAAGUCUCGUCUCAGCUUGGGGAGAGGGUCGUCGAGGAGACCCGCUCAGACCGAGGGUUAUCAGCAGGUGGCUUCCGACGAUGUUUAG
This is a messenger RNA of Mycosarcoma maydis (corn smut), 3171 nucleotides long. Its product is annotated as putative P-type ATPase, Cu(2+)-transporting ATPase. Gene Ontology annotation, biological process: copper ion homeostasis; monoatomic cation transport. Gene Ontology annotation, cellular component: membrane. The coding region runs from base 1 to 3171 and encodes 1056 amino acids. Lineage: Eukaryota; Fungi; Basidiomycota; Ustilaginomycetes; Ustilaginales. The record is from RefSeq and is a predicted model, not a curated record. Gene Ontology annotation, molecular function: ATP binding; P-type divalent copper transporter activity; copper ion binding. The transcript has a single exon.